Molecule: messenger RNA, 12564 nt
Organism: Homarus americanus (American lobster)
Lineage: Eukaryota; Metazoa; Arthropoda; Malacostraca; Decapoda; Nephropidae
Product: unconventional myosin-IXa-like
Exons: 32
Coding region: 467-6631 (2054 amino acids)
Biological process (GO): intracellular signal transduction
Cellular component (GO): myosin complex
Molecular function (GO): microfilament motor activity; GTPase activator activity; protein binding
Source: RefSeq, a predicted model, not a curated record
UCCGCCAGGUGGCUCUGUCAGGGCUAGUUCACUCGCCAGUGCACCCAAGGCUGCCACACGCCUUGGAGUAUCAUGUUUUGUCUAAAUAUUGGCCUUUAGUAAACCAGCCAUGGUAGAUUAGUGGCAAGUGAGCCAAACAAGAUGUAAAAAUGUGUAAAUACCUUUUGUUGUAUAUAUUGAGGUAUUCUGUAAGGAACUAUUUAGGUUGUAAGUGCACAGUUAAAGUGGACUGCUUGUGUGAAGUAGUGCAAGGAGAUGGGUUGUUGGUGCAAUCUAGAUGAAAAUAGAUUGAAGGACCUACUUUGUGUUUACAAUAGAAAAUUUAAAUAGUGUGUGUGUGUGAAGUUAAAGUGGUUAAAGAGGUGACACACAAUGUUGUACUAUAUGAAGAUGGCAAUUACAUACCCAGUGAAAAACAAAAUAUUAUUAAGGGACUACUCGGACUCUUUGUCCUGAAGCUGUAAAGAUGGAUUACAGCCGCUACAUAGUGCAGGUGUUCGUCGGGGCAUUGUCGCCUCACUAUGAAGCUCUCUCCAUUGAGGUCAGCAAGCAGACCACGUCACAAGAAAUCACCAUCUGUAUCGUGGAGAGGCUUGGGCUUCCCAAUCCCCAGCACUAUGAGCUGGCAGAAGUUAUCGGUAAUUCUCACGGGCAAGAGUGUAAGGAGAGGAGGCUGGGGCCAAUGGAGAAUCCGGUGGCUUUACAGAUGCUUUGGCCCCAGUCCCCCGUUACAGAAAAUACUGAUGAGAAUGACCAACAUGAGUACAGAUUUUGCCUGAGGGAGAAAAUUUCUUCAGACUCUUUGUGGGCAGAACCCAGUCAACUCGACUCACAGCUAAUCCGUGAUUAUUUUUAUAAGUUCUUGUACCAACCCAAAGACAAAGAAUAUCCUGAUCUCUGUCAGCUACCCAACCUGACUGAACAGACACUCCUUGAAAAUCUGCGAGCGAGGUUCCAAAGAGGUUAUAUCUAUACGUAUGUUGGGUCCAUCCUCAUAUCUGUCAACCCUUUCAAGUACUACCCCAUAUACAAUCCCAAAUAUGUCAAGUUGUAUCAGAAUCAUAGACUUGGAGAACUCCCUCCUCACAUUUUUGCUAUUGCUGAUGCAGCCUAUCACUCCAUGCUGAAACAAAAACGUAAUCAGUGCAUUGUCAUCAGUGGGGAAAGUGGAAGUGGAAAAACUGAAUCGACGCUCUUCCUUCUCCAUCAUCUUACCAUGCUGAGCCAAAAAGGUUCUCAUGGAAGUGGAGUGGAACAGACCAUCUUAAGUUCAGGACCUGUUUUAGAGGCCUUUGGAAAUGCCAAGACAGCCCACAACAAUAACUCAAGUAGAUUUGGUAAAUUCAUUCAAGUCACCUAUAAAGAAAAUGGUCUUGUUCAAGGAGCAUGUGUUCAGAAGUACCUGCUAGAGAAGUCAAGGAUCUGCUCUCAGGCUUACAAUGAACGCAGUUAUCAUGUGUUCUAUUAUCUCCUUGCUGGAGCGUCUCCCCAAGUACGGCAAGCCCUUCACCUCUUAAAACCCUCAGACUACCGCUACCUCAACCAGAGCAAGUGCUAUACCAUUGAGGGCUGUGAUGAGCAAUUUGAAUUUGUGAGACUGAAGCAGUCCAUGGAGAUGGUGGGGUUCACGGUUGACAAACAGCAUCGUCUCUUUGCUGUCCUCUCUGCUGUCCUUCUUCUAGGUAACAUAGAAUUUCAGCCAAAGAAGUCCACCUACCAUCAUGAUGAAUCAGUGUUGGUACGAAACCCUGAGCAAGUUGGUGUUAUAUCUGCACUGUUGGGAGUAUCAGAAGACACACUCAUGAAUGCUCUCACGUCAAAGAAGGCUCGUGUUCAAGGGGAGAUUCUAGUCAUGCACUAUCGCCUGCCUGAGGCUGUUGCAGCCCGUGAUGCCUUGGCCAAGUGCUUGUAUGGGGCAUUAUUUGACUGGAUUGUCCUGCAGGUGAACUACUCUCUUAUUACCCUGAAGGAAUCAGCCAGUGACUGUGGAGGCAACUCAAUUGGUGUGCUGGACAUAUUUGGAUUUGAAGAUUUUGGUCACAGCAACAGGUUCGAGCAGUUCUGUAUCAAUUAUGCUAAUGAGCACCUGCAGCACUACUUCAACCAACAUGUUUUUGAAUAUGAACAGGAAGAAUAUCAGCGUGAAAAUAUCACCUGGACCAAUAUAGAAUUCCAAGAUAAUGUUGAUUGUUUAGCGCUGAUUGAGGGGAGGCCUGCUGGUUUGCUCUGUGUUCUAGAUGAUCAGUGCAGUUUUCCUGCCGUCACCAACGAGACUUUCCUACAGAAGAUCAACACAGUCCACAAGGAUAAUAAAUACUAUGAAAUACCUCAUAAAAGAGAAUCAGCCUUCAUCAUUAAACACUAUGCUGGCAAAGUCAAGUACCAGGUAAAUGACUUCAGAGAAAAGAACCUGGAUCUUAUGCGGCCCGAGUUGAUAUGUGUAUUGAAGAACAGUCGGUAUAGUAUUGUGAGAGAGGUGGCUGGAGCGGACCCUGUUGCUGUGUUUCGUUGGUCUAUUUUAAGGGCAUUCUUCCGUGCUGUUAGUGCGUUCCAUGGAGCAGCAAUCAAGUAUACUAAACGAAAAGGGCAUGAAGACCAAAGGAAAACACCAAAGCAGAAAAUCCAUAUAGAUAAUUCAAGAAUUCUUGCAGCCAUUGAGAACACUCAAAUUCGCUUACGGAAAACCCGGCACAGUCGGUCUCGUUCACGUUGCCACGGCCCUCGGCACCAGAAGAACCUCAAGACAGUGAAGGCGCUGGCCCAGAGGACUCAAUCACUCACACUACAGGGUCGACUACCUGGAUCGCGUAAGCCGCCACACACAGUUACAGGACAGUUCCACCUGUCUCUCCAGACACUCAUGGAAGCUCUCAACACUGCCAACCCAUUUUUCAUUAGAUGCAUCAAGAGUAAUGCAAACAAGGAACCAAAUGUCUUUGGAGAUGAAAUGGUAAUGCGGCAACUGAGAUAUACAGGCAUGUUGGAAACUGUUCGGAUAAGACAGGCUGGCUUCAAUGUUCGACUCUCCUACGAAGAAUUCAUACAUCAUUACAGAAUACUCCUACCCAAGGGUUUAUUAAGUUCACAGGCAGAUGUACGAUCGUUCCUGCAGGGAAUGCAGUUGAUUGAAACUGAAUACCAGAUGGGGAACACAAAAAUCUUCAUGCGAGAAUCACAGAAACAGAAACUGGACUCACAACUCCACCAGACUAUUUUGUCCCGUAUUAUUGUCAUCCAACGAUGGUACCGGACCAUCCACCAACGCCGACACUUUUUAACAUUCAGAGCGGCUGUUGUCAGGAUUCAGUGUAAGGCUCGAUGUUGGAUUGCACAGCAGCUGUUAGCCAAAAUGCGUAUAAAACACAAUGCUGCAACAUUUAUCCAGAAAAUGUGGCGUGGACACCGUGUACGAAAGUGGUAUCAGAAUUUCCGCAGAGCUCUUAUAAUAUUCCAGUCUUGUGUCCGAGGAGAGCAGUCUCGUCAGAGGUACCAAGUGCUGCUCGAGGAAUGGAAAAGACAGAAGAGCAGAGGCGAGAUAAAAAAACUAAGAGAAGAGGAAGAAACAUCAAUCACCUCAAUAACUACUGCUGGCUCCACUAUCUCAGUAACUGUGGAAAUUAUUGAGCCAGCCCAGCCCCCUCCCAGAAGAAAAUUAAAUGUCCAGAAUGCUCAGGGCCAUAAGCUUCACAGAAGACAAAGUGAGCAAAUACUUAGUGAGAGAAGAACAUCAGAGGAGCCACAGUUACUUAUUCAGAAUUUGGGUAGACGGAUGAGUGAAACAAACGUGCCAUUAAGGAGGUCAUCUCAUGGGAGCACAAUCAUUCAGGUACAUGCUAGACAGAGUGAUGAGAGCCAGGGUAUGCCAUCUCCUCCAGCUUCACCAGGUAUAGUAGAAGAAGAUAAACCAGUACAUAAACCUAGAUCCUUCAGACACCGUCAGUACAACAAAGUUCCUCUCGCCAAUCAGACUGCAGCUACUCCAUCAGCUUCUGCCGAGAGUUUGAGCUCCAACCAGCUGGAGAGAAAACACAGCAGUGGGGGUGAGGAUGACAGUGCCAAGCUGCAGCACCAACAACCUUCUCCUGCAGAUUCUCAUAGCAUGCUCAAGUUUUCUAGACAGUUUAAAAAACCUUUCAAGAAGAAAAUGGGAAAACGAGAAGGUAGUUUAAGUGAGAGUGAGGACGCUAUGUCCCAUGAGUCACAACCCCAAACUCCAACCAGCCCAGGGGACUACCAACCCAACUUCUCUGCAGAUCUAGGGCCAGAUACUAACACAGUAGUAAUAAAAGGAAGAAAUGCUGGCAGCAGUGGUGGCCACCAGAGGGCCUCUGUGUGGGAACUGAGUGAAUCUGAUGAACCACCAAGAGCUAAAGAACCUCUAAAGCCUUCUUCCAGCCUCCCUGAUGUGGUACAAGGAUUCUAUAUCACGGAACCAACUGGGGACCAGGGUACAGCAUCGACAUCACUGACAGCUGUAUGUGGCGAAGCAGAAAUUUUAAAGGAUUUAUUAGCCCAGUCUCCUCACCCCCUGAAGCAGUCCACUUUGUUGAAGAAAGAAGUGUGUUAUGCCUGUGAUAAAGCCUUUACUGGCUUUUUCAUAAACACUGGAUAUAAAUGUAUAAGUUGUAAGAAAAUCUUCCACUCACGCUGUGUAAAAGCUUCUCUCCAUGUUGCCUGCCACGAUGUCUCACAUUUUGGUAAAGAGAAUUCCAGUCCAAUGAACAAGAAGCCACGACGCAUUGAUCAGGAGGACAACUGGAACCUCACUAGAACAUCUGAAUUCAUUGACAAAUCUGAUGAAGUGAUUAAAGAUGCAUUUGAACUUAGACGGCUGGAGGAAUACAUCAGACGCAAGUUGUAUGACCUGGAGGAAAAGGAGAGCGAGAAGAUGGACGCCCGUACCCAGAGCCUCGACCGCAGCUUCUCCCGAGACACAACAAACAAGGAUUCUGAAGCGAGCGCACGUUUACGAGACAGAAAAGAUUCGCAAGUAGACCAGAUGUUUUGUCAGUCAUUACGUGAAUUCAAAAACAAUCUGGUCUCCACGUACACUGUGGCAUUCCAAAAAGAAACGGCAGACAUCGCUCUCAAGUACAAGGACCUUAUCAAGAAUUUUGAACAGGUGAUGAACACAGUAUGCAAGGAGAAGAUGGGUAACGACACUUUCCCAGUCACAAUGGGUGUCAACGCAUUUCGAGGUUUCUUGGACGAAUUCAUACGAGAGAAAAAGAAACCACUUGAAGAGAAAUCUAGAAGAAAAAGACACAGGCGUAAAAAGAAAAGGAUAGAGGAGUUGGUUUAUGGAGGACACAUCUUCUCCCAAAUCAUGGUGAACAUUCCUACCCAGUGUGAAGUGUGUAACUCCUUCCUGUGGCUCUCUAUGAAAGCCCUUACCUGCCAAAGAUGUAAAGUUACAUGUCACCAGAAGUGUUACAAGAGAGCGGACUCUAAAUGUAGCCACGAAGGUCCCAAGCCUGUAGUCGUGGACAACAAUACUCCUCCAACGAGAAAUCGGGUUCUUGGCGUCCCAUUAGAAAACUUAGUCAGGCCGGGUGAGAAAAUUCCCUCGGUGAUAGAUCGUCUCAUUACCAGCAUUGAGCUUUAUGGGUUAUACACUGAGGGCCUUUAUCGCAAGUCAGGGGCACAAACCAAAGUACGAGCACUGAAGGCCCACAUGGAGCGUGACCCAGAUAAUAUAGACUUCACUGACACACCAAUCCACGUCCUGGCCACCAUACUCAAGUCGUUCUUCCGGGAACUGCCGGAGCCACUUCUCACCUUUGAAUGCUAUGACUCGCUACUCCAUGCUACAGACUUGCAAGAUCCAGAUGAUCAGCUUCAGACUAUUUUUAAUAUAAUUAAGGGAAUACCAAAAUUAAAUUAUGACUUACUGGAAAGAUUAAUCUUUCACAUGGUGAGAGUGGUACAGCACGAGGAACAUAAUCGCAUGAAUUCUAAUGCCCUGGCAAUUGUGUUUGCACCGUGCAUACUGCGUAGUCAGAGAUCACAGACGGUCCAGGAUUCUCUCAAUGAUAUUGCCAAACAAACGUCGGUUGUAGAAACAAUAGUAACAAGACAGCUGAGACAAGUGAGAAUGACCCUUCAUGACAUAGAUAGUGUUGACAGUGCUACAGCAUCAGCAGGAAUGCGUCUCGAUUCUAUUCGUUCCUUGAAGCCACACACUCAUCGUACCAGUGCCCUACACACUGAUGUUGCAGUGUCAACAUUACCACGUCCAUCCUGUACUACAGUGAGAACUGCAAUAUCUGAUACCAGCGAGUAUGACCUGGAAGAAAAGUUGGAAAAUCUCCGUGACACUCGAAUGCGCUUAGAGUUUCAAUUACCAGUCUUGGUAAGAGUCGGCUCAGAGGAAGAUUUACUCUCCACGGAUAUGUCUCGAGCUGGUUCCUUAGAGGACAUUCCUGGAACACCCACUACUUCUGGUAUUUUCAGUGGAGGAUCCAGAGAAAGCACUUUUGGUGAAGAAUCAGAUGCACCUUCCUUAUCAGGUGACAGCACAAGCAGACAAAAGAGAAGAACUACUUCAUGGAAACGAGAUAAGAGUGAUGAAGACGGGAGCGUAACUUCACGAUUACACCAGGACUAUAGUGAUGAUGCUGUGAUGGUGUAGCUUGAGGAUGAUCGCUGACAAGAUCUGUAACACUCGGGCCGUGCUGAACACUAAUGUGGUUUUAAUUUCAUCAUUUGGAAAGAUGGCUUUUUGGAAAUAUUGAAAUAUAAUCGAACAAAUCUGUAAUUGUUUAUUUUUUAUCUAAUAAUUAUGCCUGAAAUUUGCUACAGAAAAAUCCAUUCAUAACUAAAGAUAUACAGUAUUGACCUUUAUUUUUGUGUAAAGAAAGAGGUGUUAGUGUGAAUGAGACUGAUGUGCUUAGAACUGUUUUGUUUGUGAAGCAAAAAAUUUGUACAUCAAUUUUUGUUGUUUAUUGCUCUAAAUGCUUUAAGGUGAACUAUUCUUGUCAAGAGAUGUGUUUUUUAUGUCUGUAUUCUAUGUUAAAUUGAGAAGUUACCUUUGUAAAUCAUCGAUUGUUUUUAUUUUGGAAUUGUGUUUAUUUGAUGACCAACAACUGUAAAUAUUUUGUCAACACUUUUCAGUUUACACACAUACACAUUCUUGAAUAUUAGGGAUCCAUUAUUAUUAUUUUUUUUUUGGGGGGGGGGGGGAUAACCAAUUUAACAAAGUAUUUUCAAAUUCAUAAUUCCCUGACCCAACUGAUGGUGUGGCAACUCCUGCAGUACAGAAUGAAGCCACAUGUUCUUACAUAUUUUCUGGGUCCCAGCUAGUGCUGGGUGCACCAUCAGUGUAGAACAGCACAGCCUGCACUAUCUCUACUGGUAGAAAAAACAGCACCACUCUCAUUGUUGCUGUUGGUCUUAAAAUGUAGCAUCACUAUCACUGGCACUCCUUUUUUCAGCAACAGUGAAUAAACAUGUGCUGUAUGCUGAUACAAUUUAUAGAAAAUUGUAAUAAUAAAACACCAAGGUAGAAGCUAUUCAUUUAAUGUACUGUACUGUGCACAUACAAAGUACUGUAUAUAAACUAAAAACAUCGAGGUAUUGGGCAAAUUAUUCAAUGAGAUCAAAUUAUAAUGAACUGUUUCUCACAAAGUUUCAGGACUUGACAAGUUGUGUGGUAGAGAGGAUGACCGCCACUGUCUAAUUUACAUGGUUACUGCUCAUUUGUAAUUACAGUCAGUAUUUAGAGAAGAAAUAUUUUAAAUUAAUCUCUUGUACUGUGUCAGCACAUAUCUAUGUACACAAUACAACUUUCAAUGCUCUAUAUAUCUGUAAUUAGAAAUGCAGUGCAAUUUUUUUAUUCAGAACUGUUAAAUAUUUUCCAUUUUAUUGUAUAUAAAUUGCCGUUUAUAGUGGCACUCAAUUGUGUAUUCCGCAUCAGUGAUUGAUUACAGGCCACACUUUAUUGAAGAAUAAAUUUAGCACUUUUAUUAAAUAUAUACUCUACUAUGGGUUCUUGGAGUGCAUACAUAUACUGUCCAAAAGCUGUUUUGGUCCCAAGCAUUCUGGAUUCCUGAUGCUCAAGUCUCAUAUAUACAGUAUAUAUAUAUAUAUAUAUAUAUAUAAAUAUAUAUAUAUAUAUAUAUAUAUAUAUAUAUAUAUAUAUAUAUAUAUAUAUAUAUAUAUAUAUAUAUAUAUAUAUAUAUAUAUAUAUAUAUAUAUAUAUAUAUAUAUAUAUAUACUGUAUAUCAUAUUUAGGAUGUUCUCCAGAUACUUUCACCCAUCAGUAGUAAUGACCAAUAUAACCUGAAAGUUCUGACCCUAAGUGACAAAUUUCAGUUUUAUAAAAUACUCUUUAUUCAAACCUAGCACUGUAAUGUAAUGUACUCGUAUAUAAACUCAUAUUUUUAUCUUACAAAAAAUUGACUAAAACUUAUCCUGAUGUAAUUUACAAGAAGGGCAAAAUAGUAAAUUAUUAUUUAUAGAGUAAGACUUUAUUCAUAACGUCUAACAAGCAAAAGGUUUUUUUUGUUCAACUAUAUAAAAAACAAACAGCUUGGUAAUUCUUUGAGGUAAGCGACCUUUUAAAUAAAAAACAAGGCAAAAACUUCUUUUUAAACAAAUUGAGGUACCACAGUUUCUUAGUGGUCUUGAAAAUUAAAAACAAAACAAAUGCCAACAAUGCAGAUAUGAAUCGUGCCACAAAUUUCUUAGUAUCCAGUCUUCAAAUUUCAGCAGCCUUCAUCAUUCAGGCUUUGACAUAUGACAUCAUUGCAAUACUUCUUCAGUAUAGUAUCUGUCAACUGGAAAUCUAUUUUACGAAAGAUUUGAGCAUUCAAAAUAAGAAGUUAGGGAGACAUCUACUACUUGUCUUCAGGUGUGUUUGAGGAGUAAGUUUUAUGGUGAUUGUAGGAGAUUGACAUACAGUAUUGAAAGUUAUAUUGCAGAUUUAUUAACAUUGAAAAUGUUAGGGAAGUGAAUUAGUGUAUUUAAAGGUACAGUAUUUUCAGAAACGAAUAAUAUAUCAAAACUGACACAAGUAUUGUACUGUACCUGUACUAUGGUUUAUUACAUGUUUUCCUUGGACACACAUUCAAGAUAGUAUCACUUCGCAUAUUUAUCCAUUUUACGGAAGCCUCUUAGUCCCAAAAUUCUCCGUUGACAGAUACUUUACUGUAGUACUAUUACCACUACUGUAUCACCAUGUCAGAGAAUUAAAAAUGUGAAGAUACAGUAAACUGUAAGUCAUUCUUAAGAUUAAAAACACCGUCUGCAUUGCGUAAUAGAAAAAUAUUUUGCAUUUUCGUCCAGGUAUCAUUUGUGGCAUAUUUAUAUUGCAUGUUGUUGCAUAUGCUUGUAAAUAUAAUCUAAUUUAAAAUUGUCUAAUGAUGUUUGUUUUAGCAGUACUUCUUACAAGGUACUGUACUGUCAAAACCUUAUAUUGUGCUGUUUUAUUCAGUAAUUUGUAUUAUUUCGGUGGGUUUAAGUCAUUAUUACAGAGGAUUUACAGUCCUACUGUAAGUUUAAUUCAGCAAUACACUGUGAAGUAAUUGGAUGUUAUUCAGUAAUCUUAUAGUUGUUCUUGUCAUCAGUGAAGAUGAACAUUACAGUAUAUGUACAGUACUGUACUCAAAAUAUUUUACAAAUUUAAUUAGAGCUGGUUCUACUCCACUGCACACACAAACACACACACACACACACACACACACACACACACACACACUAUUGUAAUUUGAGUCAUCACUUGCAUAUUUCAGGGGACCAUUAUCAUAUUUAAGUUUACAAGAAUUAUUUCAUCCAGAUAACAUCAAGUGUAAUACAGUAAUGCCUCGGUAACAAACUAAGCUCAGGCAUGACGACAGCUGUACGAGCAGAGGCUUAGACUAUGGACAGUGACACAUAUAACCAGAGUUUUUACAAAAAUUAAAGGAUUUUCUUAGUAUCCUCUCUUAUCCAUUAAUGACUUUGAACUUGUUGCCAUUUCUUGCCAUUACUUAGCCUGUUUAUAAAUUUUUUAAUACAUGUUAGUUUUUUUUUUUUUUUUUAAUUGCAAUAUAAAUUGUUUCAUCUCUCCACACUAUUUAUUUGAAGAUCUUAGUCAAACCCAACUUAUUGGUACUGUACCCCUAUGUCUACCCAAACUACCAUUUGUGAGUUCCUAUCAUUGUUCAUGUUAAAUAAUUUCAAGGAACAAAAGUUUUAGUGUGGCCUUCUCUAUAUAUUUUUUUCUGAUUAAUAUUCAUAUUAGUGUAUAAAAGUACCAUUAAGCUUAUUUAUACAACUAUUGGGGUCUAGGAUGUCAAUAUUGCUGGUUAUGCUUAGACUCUUGUGUCCUGUCCAAGUCUUGUGACUAAUUUAGGAAUCAUCUUCACAGACAAACGGUCACAAGAGCAUGAGGAAUAUAUAUCUCAUAAUAGUCACAAGAGUACUUCUAUUUUUAAUAUAUUUUGAACAUUGGGGUUUUACUUAUUUGAUUAUGAAUUUUGUUUUAAAGUGUCUGCCUGUGCAUUAUGUACAGGCAUAUCCCAAUAACCGACAUAUGUAGGAACCAUGAAAAGUCAUUGGUUAGUGAAUCAACGGUUAUCGAAGCAAUUAAUCCCAUGAGAAUAUAACAAAUUCAGGGGGUUAAGGACUGGCCACCCCCAAAAAUCUCCCUUACAACCUUGAUACAUCUCUGUCGUGUACACUGUCAAGCAAAAAAAUAAAACACCCAUAUAAAACUAGUAUAAUAAAGAUUAAGUAAGUAAUGUAAAGCAUAAAUUGAGACAGUUUUACCUGUGUUGAGGAUGGUAGAGAUGGUCUAGGGUGGCAAGUCUACCAAUCUUUGCUGUCCAUCACCACUCUAAUUACUCCUUAUUGCAUCACAUCAAGCUGCAGCACGAGAGAAACUAUCACUGGGACGUAUAGGCAUGAUUGCAUAAAACACGAAGUCCGAAAACACAUGAAGUCGGAGACACACAGUAAGCGUAAACAAGAGCAGAGGGGUGGGAAGGAGUCAAAGGCAGUGCCCUCUCGUGGCAAGAAUUCACACCACGCCACCGCCUGCCAAAUUCAAAACAGCUCUGCCACUCCUCUCCCAAUCAUUGGUUCUCCGGGUAUCAACGAAAGUUGUGGGGUAUGUCCCCUUUAUGUAAUCAUCAGUUAUGCAAAUCGGCGGUUAAUGGAGCGUCGGUUUUUGGGGUGUACCUGUACUGCAUUAUGUAUUGCCACCAGUUAAAUUCUGCAACUAAUAUGACAAGCUGUUGAAUAAACACAAAAAAUAUAUAAAAAGUUCCUUUUCUGAGAGGUGAAAUGUUGAAAGUUAUUGUAUUAUAUGUAAUCUUUUAAAUUUAUUGUACAUUUUAAACUUAAGAGCAUUUUAGUACAGUUGCGGAUAAUGAAAAGUGCAAUGAAACAAACAGUAUGGCUCAACAGAUUGAGCCAGUGUUAGUGUUUGUUAAGUAAGUGGGCCAUGUUUACGGUGUACAAGUCUUUCUGCAAGCAAAGACCAAGUUAUAUACAUGACUAUGCUUUUAGUACAGAUAAAAAUAUAUGACAAAGUCUCUUGUCAUUCUAUAACAUUCCAGUUAGUACAGUAUUGUUUUUAGUACAGAAGUCCAUCCGUCAGGAAUAUUAUUUGUCGAUGCCUUUGUGGUUAGCUAAUCUAAUGCCUGUGCUUGAAUGUUGGAAGCCAUUACUCUCUUCAUAGUCAUCAAUUGUACCAUAUCCAUUGUAUUUAUUUGAGUAAUGUAAGCUUCAGUUUGCAGGCUUCCCUUAGACAUGAUACAGUAUACAUUAUGCAAGUAUAUAUAUUAUUGUUACAGCAUCAUAUACACAUCAGUUCCAAUCUUUUCAGUCUAACUUGGGAUUUGUCAGCCAUUAAACAACCAUGAUGAAAUACCUUAGAUGCAAUGAUAUGCUUCAGAGUAUGUGGUUGGCACUUGAACCCAUUGGGACGAUUACUAGGAUACCAUCUGAUCAGUUGUUUUUCUUAGCAGAUAUUAUAGUAUUAUUGCGAAGUUGACCAGGGAUUUUUUUUUAUGUUAAUGUAAGUCACAUUUGAAAAUUCCGAUCAUAUAGAAUGGAUUUCUGAAGCAAUUUAAUGUGCAUGCUUGUAUACCAACAUCUUUAUUAUUGAAGGCAUGUCUGAAUCAUGAUUACUCAAAAUAUCAGAUUGUUAGUACUGUAGCAUGCCUUGUGCUUUUUUUCUUGUGUGUAAAGGAAAUUUUAAACAUCUAAUUUGGGCCAUGUUAUGUAAGAGUGCAGUACAGUGUAAACCACAAAGAGAACAAGUUAUUAUUGAAAUCUGAUGACUGGAAUAAUCAAGGCAGUAAAAGGUCUUUGUAAUGAAGACAUUGGUGAACAUGUUUUUAGUUAUGUUGGGUAAUGCCAUUGUUUGGAGAUCUGCACAUCACAAAAUAUGGCAUCUCUGAAUUCCAACCACCAAUUUCUUUUAUUUAUUUAUUUAUCUUAUUUUUUUGGUAAAAGACCAUUUUUUUUGCCUUGAUUAUGUUUAUAAUUUGGAUACUCAUUACUUUAUUCAUGACUUAAGAUUUAUUUAAAUAGAUAAUUUUCAUGUGCAAAUAUACCAAGGAAUUGAAUGUUUCUUAA